This is a messenger RNA of Durusdinium trenchii, 418 nucleotides long. Lineage: Eukaryota; Dinophyceae; Suessiales; Symbiodiniaceae. The record is from the annotation of a GenBank genome assembly.
AUGGAAUGGCCCCUUGAGACACCGAGGAAUGGCCGCUAUCCGACCUUCUGGGUGGACAAGUUCUGCAUCGACCAACGAGAGUUGGCGGAUGGCUUGAGGGUCUUGCCGGUGAAUGUGAUGUCCUGCAGAAGUGUCCUUUGCUUGUGUGGAAAGACCUUUCCAACUCGCCUCUGGUGUGCUUGGGAGUUAUGUGUCCUGCUGUCCUUUAGCUCGAUCGAGCAAGCCCUACAGCAGCUGGUGGUGGUGACGUUGAGUAAGCAGGCCUUGAGUGAACUGGCGAACUUUGACCUCUCCAAGAGCGGCUGCUUCGACCCCAACGAGGAGUUCCGCCUGCGCCGCGUCAUCGAUGCCAUCGGCGGGCAACGCUUCGACGCCUGGGAGCACGACGCGAACGCGUGGGCGCGGGCGGCGAAGCGAG